Fonsecaea multimorphosa CBS 102226 is the source of this 1191-nucleotide messenger RNA. RefSeq lists its product as uncharacterized. Gene Ontology annotation, cellular component: chromatin; nucleus. Gene Ontology annotation, molecular function: chromatin binding; histone binding. The coding region runs from base 1 to 1191 and encodes 396 amino acids. Gene Ontology annotation, biological process: nucleosome assembly. The transcript has 4 exons. The record is from RefSeq and is a predicted model, not a curated record. Lineage: Eukaryota; Fungi; Ascomycota; Eurotiomycetes; Chaetothyriales; Herpotrichiellaceae.
AUGGCCGAAAUACCCAAGGCUAGAAAUCUGACCGCGCCUACGCCGCAGAACACGCCUGCAUCUAAUGCGCCCAUUUCCUCACACGCCACUGCUCCUAACGUGAGCUCUAUUGCUGAAGAGGAUCUCGAUCGUGUUGCCGCCGCCUCGAUAUUUGCAAAGAACCCCGCGCUUGUCUCCAUGAUGCAGCAAAAGCUCGGUUCCCUCGUCGGCCGAUCUUCAGGAUACAUCGAAUCCUUGCCGGCUCCCGUCCGCCGCCGGGUUACGGGACUGAAGGGCAUCCAGAAGGACCACGCCAAGUUGGAGUCAGAAUUCCAAGAAGAAGUCCUCCAGCUGGAGAAGAAAUACUUUGCCAAAUUCACUCCACUUUACGAAAAGCGUGCUGCCAUUGUCAAUGGCGAGGUAGAACCUACCGAUGAAGAGGUUGAGGCUGGCAAAGCCGACGAGGAGGAAGAAGAGCCCGAAGAAGAUGCAGACAAGGAGGAGAAAGCCGCAGAGGACAUGAAGGGUAUCCCGGAAUUCUGGCUCUCUGCCAUGAAGAACCAGAUCUCGCUGGCCGAACUCAUUACGGACCGAGACGAAGAAGCCCUCCGGUCCUUGACCAACAUCCGCAUGGAAUACCUCGAUCGCCCAGGUUUCCGCUUGAUCUUCGAGUUCGCCCCCAACGAUUUCUUCACCAACAAGACCAUUUCAAAAACAUACUACUACCGAGAGGAGAGCGGCUACGGAGGCGACUUCAUCUAUGACCACGCCGAGGGCGACAACAUCGACUGGAAAGCGGGCAAGGAUCUUACUGUCCGUGUGGAGAGCAAGAAGCAGAGAAAUAAGAACACCAAGCAGACCCGGGUCAUCAAGAAGACUGUACCCACCGAGUCUUUCUUCAACUUUUUCUCGCCGCCCGCUGCCCCGACGGAAGACGAAGAGGACCUCGCUGAAGACAUCGAAGAACGACUCGAACUUGAUUAUCAACUGGGAGAGGACAUCAAAGAGAAACUCAUUCCUCGUGCCAUUGACUGGUUCACUGGCGAGGCAUUGGCCUAUGAGGAAUUCGAGGAGGAUGCCGAAGACGCCGAGUUCGAGGACGAAGACGACGAGGAUGACGAGGAUGAGGAGGAAGCCGAGUCUGACGAAGACGACGAGGAAGAGGGUGGGAAGCCUCGGUCUCAACAAACCUCAGAGUGUAAGAAUCAGUAA